AUGGAUCUGAUCGCAAGGGGAGCGAAAGCGAAAGGGACGUCACCUAUCAAGUCGAUGGCGGAAGCCCAACGUCAAACGCCAUCGGAGCUGGGUCCUCGCCAGACUCGACACGUCAUUGGUGGUUUAUUGCAACCGAGCUCAAUCUCGUGGCUCCGACCAACCAUCAGGUUUCUUUUCCCCAGCAAUGCAGGCAGGAUACAGAUGAUAUGCGGGCCGGUGGAAAUGGGCGGGGUCGUGAUUACUUCGAAGUUCGAAAGUGAUGACGUCCCUGCGUGCUCAAUGUUUGUCAAAGUUGGAAGUUGGGUGACGGCGACGCGUGAAAGACAAGGAAACCCAGCUGUGGCUAAGGAUGAGGCUGGUGCUUUGGAAGUUCGCAGCGAAGGCGCACCUGCCAAACCAUCUCAUCGCAAGUUCGCGACUACGUCUUCAGCUGGAAAGAACAUUCGCUAUCCGUACCUUCCUCAGAUUCCGUAUCCCAAUAGCAUGGGAUGUGCGCUCUUUCCCUCCGAGAUUCAGGAUACGCAUCACUCACAAGACUACUUAGUUACAAAGACACAGACAGGUCUACUUAAGCUGUUCUCCUGCCGUGGCGGUUUACACGUGGAUGAACCAUCCUGCUCCCCGGCUUUAGGCGACUUGAAUCCUCAACCAGCUGCGUCGCACAAGCAAUCUUCAACGUCUCAACCCUGUCGCUUUUACUUCGACAUCGAGCAUUGCCUGGCCAUAUCAGAGAAUUUGGCAUCCCGUCUAUGA
Molecule: messenger RNA, 753 nt
Organism: Colletotrichum godetiae
Lineage: Eukaryota; Fungi; Ascomycota; Sordariomycetes; Glomerellales; Glomerellaceae
Exons: 6
Coding region: 1-753 (250 amino acids)
Source: RefSeq, a predicted model, not a curated record